CACACAUACAUAUAUAUACUAUAUCCGGCUGAAGAAGCUACGUGAACCCAGAUAUUUCUUAUUCAAAGUUUUCUUGUCAAUUUUGUGUUUACAAUGUUCCAGAAAAAAAAAUUUAUCUACCUUUAUCUUCUGUUUGGAUUACAGUUCGUAUAUUCAUCUUCUACCAACUUCACAGACCAAUCUGCUUUGUUAGCCUUCAAGUCUGCAAUCAGCAAUGAUCCGGAAAACUCUAUUUCUGAUACCAACUGGACUUCAUCCAAACCUUUCUGUCACUGGAAUGGCGUUUCUUGUGGCAAACGUGGCCUAAGAGUCAGAGCUCUGAACCUCUCUUUCAUGGCUCUUGAGGGUUCCAUUUCUCCUCACCUUGGUAACCUCUCUUUCUUGACCUCACUUGAUCUUGGUAACAACAGCUUCCAUGGCGGAAUACCAGGUGAAAUAGGUAGGUUACACCGCCUGAGAAUUCUCAUAUUGCGUUUUAAUAACUUGGAAGGCCAUAUCCCACCCAGCUUCUGCCAUUGCCAAAAGCUCCAGUUCCUGUCCCUUGAAGGAAAUAGAUUGAGUGGUGGCAUACCAGAAGAAAUCGGUUGGUUGCCAAGACUUGGGGCCUUGUAUCUGAACUCGAACAAAUUCAUCAGUGGCGGAAUUCCUUCUUCGUUAGGCAACAGAUCAACUCUGCAAAUCUUGUCUUUGCGAGAGAUGAAGCUCGAAGGUUCGAUCCCUCCCUCUCUUCUUAACUUGUCUUCUCUUGUUAGUCUUGAUCUGACAAGGAAUGCUAUCACUGGCAAUCUUCCUGUUAAUCUUUGCCAUGGUUGGCCUAGAAUUCAAGUCCUUCAUCUUGCUUUCAACCAACUUGGAGGUCACCUCCCUUCAAAUUUUUCUGGGUGUAAAGACCUGGUGUCUUUGUCUUUGGGGUACAACAGCUUUGAAGGGACAAUUUCAAGUGAAAUUGGGACCUUGCAAAAGCUCCAGGUGCUGAAUCUUGGCGGCAACAAUUUGACUCUAAAAUUCCCUCUUUUAAGAAAUCAUCGCGAAAUGAAUACUCUGUCCGGAGACAUUCCCAGAAAUAUUUUGAAUAUUUCCUCUCUAGAGAUGCUCUCGUUAAUGCAAAAUUCUCUUUCUGGAAAUCUUCAAUCAGAUGGGUUAUCGCUCCCAAAUCUUGAAAUGCUAUUUUUGGGUGACAAUAAACUCAGGGGAAACAUACCAUCAUCAUUGUCAAAUUCCUCCAACCUUGUCCAUAUCGAUGUUGCUACGAACUUUCUAACAGGACCCAUACCUUUGAAUCUUGGCAACUUACAGCAUCUUAGAUAUCUUGCUUUACAUAGAAAUCAUCUUACAGGAGACCCUGGAAGCCCUGAACUUAGUUUCCUUACAGCUUUAUCAAACUGCAGAUCUCUGGAAACAUUAAUUUUGCAUAGCAAUCCCCUCAAGGGUAGAAUCCCCGAAUCUAUAGGGAACUUUUCAAGUUCCCUUAGGAUAUUUUAUGCACCGGACUGCCAAUUACAGGGUCAUAUACCGAGUGCAAUAGGGUCUUUAAAGAAAUUGGCAUUACUUGAACUGAGUGGCAAUGAUCUCACCGGAAAUAUUCCAUUAACAAUAGAGGGAGUAGAGAUGCUUCAGGAGUUCCACGUCAACGACAAUAAGCUUGGAGGAUUGAUCCCAGAAGAGAUCUGCUAUUUAAGGCAGCUGACUGAAUUAACCUUUCAAAAUAAUAAAAUCUCUGGAUCCAUCCCAGCUUGUUUCGAAGAUUUCAGUCAUCUUCAGAUACUAUCUCUAAGUUCAAACAGAUUGAGAUCAUCAAUACCACCAAACUUAUGGACCCUGAAAAGUCUCAGGUCUUUGAACUUGUCAUUCAAUUCUCUCACCGGAUAUUUGCCUUUGAAUGUGAAGUCCUCACUAGUCCUUGAAAGGAUAGAUUUUUCUUCAAACCACAUAACAGGAACCAUUCCAAGCACUAUUGGGGAUUUUGAAAGCCUUACUUUUCUUAGUUUAUCAAGAAACUCAAUUCAUGGACAUAUACCAGAUAAAUUGAGUAAGUUGAAAGGACUGGAUUCCUUGGAUCUAUCAUACAAUAAUAUAUCAGGCAGUAUACCCAAGUCUCUUGAGACACUUCAUUCUCUCAAGCACCUAAAUUUAUCUUUCAAUCAACUUUCCGGGGAGAUUUCCUAGCGGUGGGAGCCUUUGCAAAAUUUAACUGCAAAAUCUUUUUAUUUGGGGAACCUGGGAAA
Messenger RNA from Carica papaya (papaya), 2225 nucleotides. Lineage: Eukaryota; Viridiplantae; Streptophyta; Magnoliopsida; Brassicales; Caricaceae. The record is from RefSeq and is a predicted model, not a curated record.